Molecule: messenger RNA, 5006 nt
Organism: Neopsephotus bourkii (Bourke's parrot)
Lineage: Eukaryota; Metazoa; Chordata; Aves; Psittaciformes; Psittacidae
Gene: EIF5B
Product: eukaryotic translation initiation factor 5B
Exons: 25
Coding region: 490-4326 (1278 amino acids)
Molecular function (GO): GTP binding; translation initiation factor activity; GTPase activity
Source: RefSeq, a predicted model, not a curated record
GAUUUCUUCUCGGGGUUGGGGCGUGUGAGGCCGAGACCCCCGCAGGGAAUCGGGGCGCGGCAGGGUCGUAACGGCCGGGAGCUGCGGGGUUAGGCCCCUCGAGUGAUGCCGUGAGGUAAGGGCGCCUUGGUGAGGGCAGGUGGGGCUCGGGCGGGCGCUCCGGCACGCCCGAUGAGAGCAGGAGGGUCGUGCUGGAGUGGCCGGGGCUUGUCUCUGCUGCUCUUGUUGCAAGUGCGCUGAAGAUGCGCAGAUUUAAAUAACAGGAUAUUAAAGAGUGAUUAAAAAAAUCCCAAGUGUUCUGCUUGCUUGCUUCCUGGAAAUCUGAUUUACCAGUACUGAACUAUGCUGAUGGGGAAGGUGGGGCGGGAAGAUAAACUUCUGGUCUUAUCUGCAGUCUGCUGGGUGCCCGAGGUGGGAAGACUGAUAAGGAGUACAGCUGUAUGAAGGUGGAGAAAAGUAGGAGUUGAGGGCUUUAGGGAGAGAAACAAUAUGGAGGUGGUGAUCCUGAGGCUAGAAGAUGAAGAGAACAGUGAGGCUUGCUCUGUCUGCCAAGGAAAUUACUGUAACGGGGCUAUGACUUUGAUUCAUGCUUUGCCGAGAAAGGUUGGACCAGGAACACUGUUCAGUCUCCCCUGCAAGAGAAUGCAGCACUGUUUCAGCUCCUGUACUGUUUCUUGGAGGGGAGAGGGAGAAAAAUCUCUGUACACUGAGAAAAUGUGUGCAAAAGAUGAUAUUGAUAUUGAUGCCCUUGCUGCUGAGAUAGAGGGUGCAGGAGCUGCAAAGGAGCAAGAGCCUCAGAAAUCCAAAGGCAAAAAGAAAAAAGAGAAGAAGAAACAAGAUUUUGAUGAAGAUGAUAUCCUGAAGGAGCUGGAAGAACUGUCAAUAGAGGCGCAAGGAGGGAAAGUUGACAGGGAACCUUCUACAGGAAAGGUUGAAAAUGACAAUGAAGAAAGCUUAUCAAAACAAGACAAAAAAAGGAAAGGAAAGAGUAAAAAAGCCAACCUGGAAAAUGACUACGACAGUGAGGAAAUGGAAGAUAAAGAUAAAAAAUCUAAAAAAGCUCAGAAAGCAAAACAAGAUAUGCUUUCUGGCAGUGAUGAUGAUGAUCAUGAAAUACAGCUUAAGAAAAGCAAAGGGAAAACUCAGAAGUCAAAUAAAAAGCAUGACUUGUCAGAAGAAGAUGAAACUAACAUUAAGAAAAGCAAAGACCGUGCAGGGGCAGUGUCUACAGGUGAGAGUGGUGAUGAAUCAGAUGACAUCUCCCAGUCUAGAAAAGGACAAAAGAAAAACCAGAAACUGAAGUCUGCUCCUGCUGCAGAAAGUGGGGAUGAUGAUGAUGAACCUUCAUUCAAAGUGAAAACAGUGGCUCAGAAGAAGGCAGAAAAAAAAGAACGUGAAAGGAAAAAACGUGAGGAAGAAAAAGCCAAACUGAGGAAGCAGAAAGAGAAGGAAGAACUGGAAGGUGGUAAAGAACCAGCCAAGCCAAAGGAAGCUCAAAAAAAGCCUGAAGAGAAGGCUUCUGAAGGCCUGGCAACCGCUGGCAAGACUCCUGCAGCAACAGAGGCUGAUGACAAUGAGGGGGACAAAAAGAAGAAAGACAAGAAAAAAAAGAAAGGUGAGAAAGAAGAAAAAGAGAAAGAGAAGAAAAAGGGUCCCAGUAAAGCCACAGUUAAAGCUAUGCAGGAAGCCUUAGCUAAAAUGAAAGAGGAGGAGGAAAGGGCAAAAAGAGAGGAGGAAGAGCGCAUAAGACGACUGGAGGAGCUAGAAGCAAAACGCAGAGAGGAGGAACGAUUAGAGCAAGAGAGGAAAGAAAGAAAGAAACAGAAGGAAAAAGAGAGGAAGGAGCGAUUAAAGAAGGAGGGAAAACUUUUAACAAAAACUCAACGAGAAGCAAGAGCCAGAGCGGAGGCUACUCUUAAACUACUUCAAGCUCAGGGUGUUGAAGUGCCAUCCAAAGACUCUGUGCCAAAGAAGAGGCCAAUAUAUGAAGACAAAAAGAAAAAGAAGCAGCAGCAGCCAGAAAAUAAAGAAGAAAUUGUGGAGGUGACUUCCCCAGCUGAAGAUGCUGUAGAACUGGAACCACCAGUAGAAGAAGAGACUCCUCUCCCGGUAGAGCCAGUUUCGGAAGAGAAGGAGGAAGAAGAAGAAACAGAAGAUGGUGGUUUGGAUGACUGGGAAGCUAUGGUUAGUGAUGAAGAUGGAGAGAAAGAGAGCAAGCCUGUUCACAUUGAAGUCAAAGAACAAAACGAAGUGGACGAGGAAGAGGAGGAGGAGGAAGAUGAGGAAGAUGAGGAAGAAGAGAGUGAAGAAUCUGAAGAUAGUGAAGGGAGUGAAGAUGAGGAUGAAAAGACCUCAGAUGAGAGAGAGGCAGAUUCCCAAGCAAUUGGAAAACAAUCUGUGGAAAAAAAGCCUAGCAAAGAAAUUAGCUCUGAUUCUGAAUAUGACUCUGAUGAUGAUCGCACUAAGGAAGAGCGUGCUUAUGACAAAGCCAAACGGAGAAUUGAGAAGCGACGAGCUGAAAACAGCAAAAACAUGAACACUGAAAAGCUUAGAGCACCAGUUAUUUGUGUCCUGGGGCAUGUAGACACAGGCAAGACCAAAAUUUUAGAUAAGCUCCGCCAUACUCAUGUGCAGGACAGUGAAGCUGGUGGCAUCACGCAGCAGAUUGGUGCGACGAAUGUUCCCCUGGAAGCUAUUAAUGAACAAACCAAGAUGGUGAAAAACUUUGACAGAGAGAACAUAAAAAUUCCAGGCAUGCUGAUAAUUGACACUCCAGGACAUGAGUCUUUCAGCAACCUAAGAAAUAGAGGAAGCUCACUUUGUGACAUCGCUAUACUUGUAGUUGACAUCAUGCAUGGUUUGGAGCCACAGACAAUUGAAUCAAUAAAUCUGUUAAAAUCGAAGAAAUGCCCCUUUAUAGUAGCUCUCAACAAGAUUGAUAGGUUAUAUGACUGGAAAAAAAGUCCAGAUACAGAUGUAGCCAUCACCUUAAAGAAGCAGAAAAAGAAUACGAAAGAUGAAUUUGAAGAGCGUGCAAAAGCCAUCAUAGUGGAGUUUGCGAAACAGGGCUUGAACGCUGCCUUGUUUUAUGAGAAUAAGGAUCCCCGCACUUUUGUUUCUCUUGUACCUACCUCUGCUCACACAGGGGAUGGAAUGGGAAGUCUGAUAGCUCUUCUCGUUGAACUAACGCAAACCAUGCUGACCAAGAGGCUGGCUGAGUGUCAGGAGCUGAGAGCUCAAGUCAUGGAGGUUAAAGCACUGCCAGGCAUGGGCACUACCAUAGAUGUUAUUUUGAUUAAUGGACGCCUGAAAGAAGGAGACACCAUUAUUGUUCCUGGGGUUGAAGGCCCCAUAGUAACUCAGAUCAGAGGUCUUCUGCUGCCUCCUCCUAUGAAGGAGCUACGAGUUAAGAACCAGUAUGAAAAGCACAAAGAGGUUGUUGCUGCUCAAGGUGUAAAGAUUCUUGGGAAAGAUUUGGAAAAAACAUUGGCUGGUUUGCCCCUGCUUGUAGCUCAUAAAGAAGAUGAAGUCCCAGUACUCAAGGAUGAACUAAUACAUGAACUGAAGCAAACACUGAAUGCAAUCAAAUUAGAAGAGAAAGGUGUUUAUGUCCAGGCUUCUACUUUAGGCUCUUUAGAAGCAUUACUUGAAUUUCUUAAAACAUCAGAAGUGCCAUAUUCGGGAAUUAAUAUAGGUCCUGUCCAUAAAAAAGACGUUAUGAAGGCAUCGGUUAUGUUGGAGCAUGACCCACAAUACGCAGUCAUUCUGGCAUUUGACGUGAGGAUCGAACGUGAUGCACAGGAGAUGGCUGAUAGUUUAGGAGUCCGAAUUUUUAGUGCUGAAAUCAUUUAUCAUUUAUUUGAUGCCUUCACAAAAUAUAGACAAGACUACAAAAAACAGAAACAAGAGGAAUUCAAGCAUAUAGCAGUGUUUCCUUGCAAGAUGAAAAUACUCCCUCAAUUCAUUUUCAACUCUCGUGACCCAAUAGUGAUGGGUGUAGUUGUGGAGGCUGGCCAGGUGAAGCAGGGGACUCCCAUGUGUGUACCUAGCAAAAAUUUUGUUGAAAUUGGAAUAGUUACAAGUAUUGAAAUAAAUCAUAAACCAGUGGAGGUUGCGAAAAAAGGCCAAGAAGUAUGUGUGAAAAUAGAACCUAUUCCUGGGGAAUCACCUAAAAUGUACGGACGACACUUUGAAGCAACAGAUAUCCUCGUCAGUAAGAUCAGCCGUCAGUCCAUCGAUGCGCUGAAGGACUGGUUCAGGGAUGAAAUGCAGAAGUCUGACUGGCAGCUUAUAGUAGAACUGAAGAAAGUGUUUGAAAUCAUCUAGAUAACUUCUUACAGCAAAGGGGAGGCAGGAAUAAGCACAGUAUUCCUGUUCUAAAAGUUACCAACAAAGUCAUAUAUUGAAGACAGUGUUGGAUGUAUGUUUGGGAGGAAAAUAAGUGGAUAAAAUGUUUUCCAUGAGAAACCAAGAAAUUUACACUGGUUUGACAGUGGUCAAUUUACACGUUCCCAUGGUUCCAAUGUGCCUGUUCACCUCUCCUAUUGCCCUUCCUACUACUGGCUGCUGUUUUAAAGUUUGCCCUUCCUUCUCUUACACCUCCCUUCCACCCUUCUUCCCUCCCUCUCUCCAGAAGAAAAUAAAAGAAAUUGAAUUUUUAUUACAGAACUAAAGCUCUUUCACUUUUAUACUGAGGAGAUCAGUACUGCAGUAUUUGAUUACCCAAGCUUCUGCAGACUUUGUGAUUCUUGGGACAUUUUUGAUGUAAGAAACUUCUUUAUUUAUGCAUACCUCUUCCCUGAGUCUCUUCUCCGACAUUCUUCUGCUUCGUGCCUCUAGAAAUUUUUUUAAAUAGAGAAUUAGGCAAUUGGCUAUUUCUGUACUUGCUUUGUGUGAUACAAUGAUGUAAGGCAUAGUUGGUCACCUUUUGCUGCUUGUACAGUUCAUGAAAGUCGACCUGUAACCAUUAUACCGCAGAGCUGCAAAUAAAGGAGAUGGACAUAGCA